AUGGAUGAAAUUUUAAACUUCAAAGUAUACGGAAAUCGCAGUGACGAAGACGACGACAUGAAUUACACUGGCACAUUGCUCGGUAAAAGUUUUUCUUUUUGGGAAAAAAAUGGUUCUAUAAUGCUGCCAGGAGAUAUUAAUGUACAGUGGAAAGAUUAUCGAGAAAUUGUCCAACCGGACAAAGCAAGUUUCUGGGUGAUGCUAGGAAGCUUGUUAUUAUUUAUUGUGUGGAUUAUUUUCAUAACAUACUAUAUGUCUCGAGUUAUUGGUCCAAUCGUUGCAUUUGUGCUUACACGAAUUGCUCAUCUGAAAGGAUAUGAUUUACAAAUAUCGAUAGGUUCAUUUUCCAUAAGUUUCCUUUCCGGUAAAAUAAUGUUUCGUGAUUUUCGAUGUAUGUGCCAGAAUUUCUUACUUUGUUGUAACGACGGAUGGAUUAUCUUUUCGUAUUGGAAUUACAUUCCAUCAGAUUAUGCACAUAAAAGUAAUAUUUCGAGAUUGCACAUAUCAUUGAAUGGCCUACAGCUGCAUAUAUAUAAUCGUUUAUCAAAUUAUCGGUCUUUGGCAAGAUAUUUUGGCCUUGAAAAAUUGUUUCUUCCCAUGAAGGAUGAAAAUGACAAAGUGCGACGGUUUACAACAGAAGAAGAACAGGAAUGGGACAAGUGUUACGACAAUUUGUGGUCUUUAAUUGGAUAUAUUAAAUUAGACAUCAGUUCGGGACGUCUAGUUGCUGGAAAUGCGCUUUUGCCGUCAAUGAUUGUUUCAUCUUUUGAAAAUUAUACGUCGGAAAUUUCACUCAAGGAAUAUGGCAAAGGUGAUGACGUGGCGUUACUUAGCAUUAUUGGUGGCGCAGAAAAUGUUCGUGUCACACUGGUGCAGUGUAGUCAAUUUUCGGAAAAAAAAUCACCAAAUUGUAAAAGUCGAUGUGAUCCACCACCCCGAACAAUGGGUGAUGGUUUCGCGAUUGUUCAAACGGCGCAUCUCAAUUUCUUUUAUAGUCAAUCUAUUCUGGGCGUUGUGAAGGAAGGUCAACAAUCAAUGACUGAGGAUCUUCCCAUUUGGGAAUCUGUAUGGCGAUUCGAUAAAAACACUGUUUUUUCUUAUGGUCCAUGGGCUGACGCGCAGCGUGUUCUUCUAUAUGAUUUUUUCUUCCCACCGGAAUAUCGUAAUUUGGAAGUAACAGCAAUGCCGAAGGAAGGUGAACGACGAAUUUUGUUAUCGCAUGAUAUAAGAAUUUCACUCUGGAAUGACGCAGCGAUUGACAUUUGCUUUAUGAGAGGGGACGAACUGAAUGCUCUGCAUUUGCUAGUUAAACAGGGCUCAUCUGUUGAUUUGAAAUUGCCCUGGGUAACAACAGACAAAGGAUAUGAGACUAUUCUUCGUUGCUGCUUUCUAUUUGUUGAAUCGUCCACUUCUCUUGCAUAUCCCAAAUUUUUCCAUUGUGAAACUCUGCGUUUAACACUCAAUGUUCAUUGUCCACGCGUUUUCAAUGGAUAUCAAGUGUGGAAAUGCGCCAUUAAAAUUAAUAAAGCCAGCACUUGGGCUGUGUGGGAUCAUAAGCAUUUCUUUGUUGAUUUGAUCAAUGAAUGGACUUCAAAUUCACCUAUGGAUUUGUUCAAAUUCAUCCCAUAUACAUGGGAAUUCGAAAUUAAUGCUAUGGAUAGUUUUGAACUUACACUAUUGCUAAAUGAACACAAUUGGAUUGAUGCGAGUUCUUCAGUAUCGGCGGAGAAUCAUUUAGCUGCUAUUGUGGGCGAAAAUGUUACAAUAUCAUUCAUAUUACCAUUUCUCGACUUCUACCCUAAAACUAUAACAACUGUUUACGAAAUUAAGACUCAAGGUAUGGUUGCACUACGUACAUGGUUACCAUCUAAAAGUCCUCUCUACAGUGUUCUGCAUUCUCUUCUCAAAUAUUCCUCUUUCACUACCACUUCUUCAUCAGUCAAAGAUUUACCAGCUGUGUUACAUUUAGCGCAGGAUUGGAUAGAAUUGUGGAGAACUGAAACGAUCACACUUUUGCUUAAAUACGCUAAUCAUCCUUUGUAUUACGAUCCACCAUCUGAUCUUCCGCUCAAUGUAAUCAAAUCAACAACAAAAAACCAAGCGGCUCCAAUUACUUUAUCUCCUGAUCAGUUAUCGCUCGAGAUUGAAAUAAGCGAUUCCGAAAUCAUACUGGUAGGCCUGCUCAUCCGUUUCAUUAUUGAUCUGAAAAAUAAUUAUUUUGGACUAUAUGAUCAGCUCACUGAUGUCGGAAAAAUUAACAGCGACACGUCACCGAGCCCACUUUACGGCAACAACAUUUCCAGUGAAUGUGAGCGAUACCGACCGCUGUCGUUGCGUCUCUGCUUACGCAUUGGUAAAAUUAAAGGACUUUGUUUGGUUCACAGUUCAAAAAUGAAUCCAAAUCUAGAUAGCUCCCCAGAGGUUCGAGUUGAUGAAUUAGUUUUGGAAAUUGUUAAGGAUGCAUACGGUGCAAUGGUUCAGGUUGGUUUUGGGACGGCUUCAAUAAAAUUCAAGCCAUCCCACGAAUUUCCAAAUACUGUGAAUAGUUUAUUGGUGCUGGAAACAUUUUCAUUUCGUGGCCAGGCCUUUUUUUCUGAUGUGGAUAUUCCAUGGGACGCUUUAACGCUUGAAUAUGGUUGGCUUAUGGAAAUUUCUGCUGGACAAUUGUUUGGUGAACUCCAUUCCUCCCAGAUUGCUGUACUUGUGCAGUGUAUCGAAUCGUUAGUUGUAUUGGCUGUUUGCUCCGAUGAUAAAUUAUUAAUACCUGAAAAAUAUGAUUUUUGCAUUCAUAUGAAUGACCCUCGCACAUGUCCAUAUGCUGCAUUAAACUUAGUUCAUCGGAAAGCACCAGUUCAAAACUGUGAAUCUGAAGAGAACUUAAAAUACAAAUCAUUACGAAUUAGCAUUGAGCAAAUGAAAGUAGCUAUUACGGAGGAACGAAGUGCAUUUCAAUUUGAACUGUCACCGAUCCGUUUGGCUUAUUGCAGUUGUCAUAAUGCAUCAUUUUGCUCUAAUAUUCUUCUAAAAUUUCCUUCAAUUCAACUGAAACAGUUUAUAUCUGUUUUGGCAAAGGAUGUCGAAAAGUGGAUUGAAUGUGGCUCUAUUUUGUUGGGUGACAUAACUUUCGAUGUGUGCUUGCCUUAUCAAAUGUCUGAAGGACAUCUAAUCUUGGAGCAGAAAAAUUUCCUUAAUAAACACGAUAAACGUACCAAAAGACUUUAUUUCUUAUGGGAUAAUACGAAUAGUUGCGCCUGCUUUGGUCAUACUUGGUUUUUUGGUCCUGUCGAUAUAGUUGGGUUGUCAUUCAUGCGCGAACUUAAUAAGCCUUCUUUAUGCAGCAAUAUUAGAAGUGAGGAAAAUGUGCAACCUGUUAUUGGUCAGAGUAUUAUUUAUGAGAGUAGAUGGAUGAUCAGUACGAGAAAUCUAGUGGAGCGGAAAAGUCCCGCUGUAAUCGAAGAAAGUAGAAAAGAGGAAACUAUUACUGGAAGGAAGACAUCCUCUAACGAUUCGUUCCAUUCAGCACUUUCAUCAACUGAUGUUAAUGUCUAUCAUCACAUGGUUGGUCCAAUACUCUCAUCGACAAUCCUUCAUGAAAGUUAUGCUUCAUUUUUGAGUGUUUACGAAAAUGGAAUCACAACUGAUAGUAAUUCGAAAUUGUUAAAGUCCAACUUCUUCCGAAAGGUGACAUCUGGAAUCAAUGAACUUACAUUAACAAAACACGAAGAGAAGCAGAAAUUAGCUAUGAAAAAAGAUGUCAGUGCUACUAAAUCAUCUCUUGAUGCUGAUAUUUCUGAUCAACACACGAUGAAAAUAAAUGGCAUUUUAGGUAGUCAGUUGCAUAUUUUUAUAACACCGCUGGCUUUAGAAGUGACACAACGUAUUAUGGAGCAGAUAUCGGCUGGGUUCAUGCUUGUAAAUCCAGUUUUUAUCGUUCAGCAUCUUUACACCUCGUGUUCCUUCCAACAUCAUUCCCAACCUCUUACAAAUGACCUAAUUAAAGAAUUAAAUAACAAAAAAGGUCAAUCGCGUUUGCAAGGCAGUAUUGCGUUUCCUGACAUUAAUAUCGUUUUCUUCCAAUGUGGAAUGAUUGAAAAAACUGUCCACUCGUCAUCACUUGAAGAUUCUGUAUCUCGUCUAGCUCGAAAUAGUGUUAUUCUACUACGUUUUCACAAGACCCUUUUAUUUCUUUCAAGCAACGACUCUCACAGAAAGAAAAGUUUUCCUGGAAUGGAAUUUACCUUGAAAGGUCAUGCACAAUUUCUCCAGCUGGUUGAGUCAUGGAAAUUAGAUUUCGCCUACAAUAAGUCUUUUUCCCUUAAAUAUUCUACAAAUUGGAACCAGCUUAAUUUAAGCAACCGUUUUAAUGGGUAUGAUCUAAGAGUUGUUAUAGAUAGUGAACUUCCCGAUCUGACGUUAAGGGUAAACAAUAAUGGAGUGAAUAGUAAAUUACACUCGUCAGGUACACAGGAUCAGCUAUCUUUGUUGAUCGGACCUUGUGGAUUAACAAUUGGUUUAUGUAAACCAAUUGGGCAAACAACCAGCAUGGAAUGGCCAUUUUUCGAUGUAUUUGCACCUUGUAUAACUUCUUGGAUAUAUGCUAUUGAUCGGUUAAGCGAAAGCUUAACAAAAAAUAUAGCAGCUGUGGAUGAAUGGAUAGAUUUUUCAUUAAUCAAAUUGCUAUUGGAAGUGAUGGAUUGCAGCAAUGGUCAGCUAUUUGCAUUCGAAAAGAGCUGUUUUUCGGAUGUGCAACUAUAUCAUAAGGCUGCAGCUUCGUGUCCCAGUUGUAUGUUAACGACAAUUUUAUUACGUUAUGCUGUCCAGGAGGAUCUCAGCGAUUGUUGGCAACAAAUGGAUUAUUCGGAAAUGCGACAUUAUUUGAACGAAAGACGAAGAAAGCAAGCAUUAAUAGCUUUACUCAGCCACUGGCAAACUAUAAUUUGUUCACAAGUUAAGAUUUCAAAUGUUGAAUUGGCACACAGAUAUCUUAAACAUCAUCUAAAAAAUGCAACAAGUUCACAUGAAGUUCGUAUAACUGUUGAUUCGAAGCAGUUGAGUAGUGUUAUUGAUAAAAAUGAUUGUAACAGUAGUGCUCGUUCAACUGCCGAGUCCCAUCAAAUGGAUUUAUACCACUGGAUUUUGGCUAAGCAUCUUGAACAUAAAGAAGCGGCAACAAGAAAUAGAACUACCAAGAAGCUCCUGGAUGAUGCACCAAUAAAUGCCAUGGAAAUUGCUUUAUCUGCCUUCUUUUGGAAUUUUUAUAAGGCACGCGGGCUUGAGUCUUCAAAGGCAAAUAUUCUGCUGCCAGUGGCUAACGUUGAUGCUAAGUUUUUGGUUGAAUUAGUAUCGCUGAAGAUUGAUAUAUUGGAACCAAAAAUGAUUUCUGCAUCGAAUGUCAACUAUUUGUCAACAACUAGACAUCACUUACUGCACUUGGAUUCACUUGAUAUGAUGGGACAGAUUCACACAAAACCACGUUUUGAUGAACUUAAACUUCAGCCUAUAAGGAUUUCCAUAUUUUUGUCGUAUAAUUCAUCUGUGCAGAACAUUCACACCGUAUUUCCCUUUGUGGCUGUCUGUCUUUUCAACGAUCUUUUACGUGUGACUCGUUCUUGUACAUCAGCUUUUGCACAUUUGAAGAUGGCCAGAACACCAAAGGAAACAAUGUGCAUUUCAAAAUCUCCUUCAGAUCUUACAGUUUCCGAAUUUGGUAUUAUUAGUUCAACAUAUUGGUUACAUAAUGUGAUCGAUAAAUUACAAGAUUAUUUGGGUUCUCGAACUAGCAUAAUACAGUUCAAUGAUGAAAUCUUAGAAAUGAAAGUGGAUGGCAAUAUGGAUAUUAAAGUUGCUGUUCUUGAAAUGACACUUACCCAUCUGUAUAUUUCAGCGACAUUGAGAAGGACACGACUUGAACAUAUGAAUCGACGUGAUAAGAUGACAGACAAUAAGAUAUUGGAUGAGUUGAAUGCUUCUAUUCAACGUGCUAAUCUGAUUUUAUCCGAAUUUGUGAUGGGUCGCGAUGCUAAGCAUAUCGUUAGCUUUUUGGUGAAGACGAGUUCGUUAAACUUUGAAAGGGAGAAGUAUAUUAAAGGUUCAGUGAGAAGUCGUAUUAAAGUGUUGAUUGGUGAUGUUGAGGGUGAUACGCCUAUUUAUGCUCAGAAUCUUCAUGAAGUGGUUCUCAGGAAUGUUUCGCAAUUGAAUGAACAGAUAACUCGUUUGGAAUACAACUUCCCAACGCCUGUUGGUGAAUAUUCAGCUCAUUUGCAACAACGACAAGGUGUAGUGGUUGUGAAUUUUGAACUUCUAAUAAGCAGCAUUGAAUUGUCUGCUCAAUUACUGCCUUCACUGAAAGUCAAGUAUCGACUUGAUGAGGCUCAAAGUUGUGGAAAUACAGGAUCAGCAUCGAAAUUUACUGGCCGAAUUAAAAGCCACGUUGUUCAUUUCACUGUCGUUGCACCUAAUGAUUCGUUGAAUUCGGACACCUUUACGCUAGUGCUUCCUCACAUUUCUGCUGAUGGAGCAUAUCGCAUGCCGGAGAAAAUUGAACUUAUGGAUGAAAUGGGGGACGAAAAUUUUCUGUUCAGAGAGGGAGGAUACAUCGAUGUAAUGUUGACAAUCGGUAAAUUAGAACAUGUAUUCACGACAGAUUUGCUUAAUCAAAUUCUUUUUGCGGAACAAUGCUUCCGUGCUGAACUCACUUCGCUGAUCGACAGAAUCCUUGACGACAGAACAGUUCCUCCACCAACACCAUCCGAACAACUCCCUUCACAAGAUCCAUUCCUAUUCACUAUUACAGCAAGUUUCGAUCUAUGUUCUUGUCUACGCGGUGAGACAGCUCCUUGGCUUCAACUCACUGCUAGUACACCAACUUCAAUUGCAGUCCGAUUAACAUUUGAUAAUAUCACAGCUACUUUAACCAAUCGUUGGACACAGAAAGGAGUUAAGUCAACGAAAAGAUUGUAUGGGAAAGCAGUAAUUGGCGUGAGUGCUAAACUUGGUCUUUUGGUUAAAACUGCCAUGUUUGAAGAGAUUGAAACUGAGCUGCAAGAAUUUGCGACGUUUAUGACACAGAUAACCUUGCAAAAUAAGAGUAACACCAGCGUGACAUCUGCAUAUAGUUAUGUUGUUACGGUAAAUCGUUCAAUUCUUCUCAUUAAGUCGUCGGCAAUCGAUAAAGCGAUCUUAUUGUGGCUAAAUUACAAAAAUACUUACGACUUUUGGCAUGAAGAACGGAAGAAAAUGUUAAAAUCGGCAAGACGAUUGUCUCUUAUGUCGACUCAUGCUUCAACACCUCAAAGUGCAGAAUCAGGAGUGAAUGUAAGUUUGUCGUUGAAAGUAACUAAUGGUAUCUAUGUCUGUAUGCCAUUAUAUAGUGCAGAUCUGAGUGAAAAUCUCUCUGCACUACUUAUUUCGCUGCAAAGCACGGAUAUCAGCGUUUGUGUGAAGAAAGAAUUGGUGUGUCAAGCAACGUUUCAUAAAUUUAAAGUCAAAUUUAUUGAUAAUUUCGAUGAUCAGGCUCUGAAUGAUACUUGGAUCGAGGAGGAACCUGGCGACCCAUCACGUUCAAAUUAUUUCUAUUUUCCACAAGGUACUUAUCAGCUUGUUUCACGUGCAACGGCUGCUUUUGAUUCAUCCGAGAAUGCUAAGUGGACUUUAUCAAUAAAAUGGCAAAUGUGUGGAAUGGUAAUAGAUCUUGAUCAACGCAUCGGCAAGCAUGCAUCACUUCUAAUUAGUACUUUCUCAUCGCUUACGUCUGACAUCAGCGAAGAUUGGGAAGAAUUGGGAAACGAAUCAUCUGUCGUCUAUGAUGGUGAGGAUGAACAAGAUGCUGAAAUCGAUGCUACCGGUGAGCUUGGAAGUCUUGCGCAACCCGAAGAACGAAUUCAAUGGCUAGAGAGAAAAAUGCACGAACAGUCGGUUUUGGUCACCGAUUUGAUGCAGUGUGGAGCAUCGGAACCGGCUAUCGAAAAGGAAAGACGAACGUUACGUAAAUUAGAGUCAGCUCGAUUUAAGCAGUUUCGAAAAUCGAUAAUUGAAAAAUUAAAACGUAAUGCUGUUCGUCAGCAGAAAAAAUUAAUGGAGCCAAAAAAGUUUGUCAGAACUCAUGAAACAAAGCAGAUGGCAAAUAUAUUCUCGUCUGAACAGUCGGAUGGUCCGUCAGAGAUGUCUUCUAUUGCGGCAAAGAAAAACGCAUCGCUGGAUUUACAACUCGGUGGAUUACGUAAAACUUCGGAGAGAGGAUCGUUAAGCGGACGUUCAUCAGAGAGUAAUGCUAUGGCAAGUACGGUAGAUAUGAAUAUCGAUGUGCAGGUGGGUAUCGAAUCUGGUUCAUGUACUUUGCGAGCGCUGGGUAAAGAAGAAAGCACAGGUCUUCCGUCGAAACGUCCAUCUGCACGAGAUCUGAGGUCAAAAAUGGCACAAACAAGUGAACCUGUAGCGGUCACAAAAUUUGCAAUUCCGAGUGUUGACAUCAGAGCUUAUUAUACAUCGCUGGAUACGGGUCAGAUCCAUAAACAAAUACCUCGUCAUGUCCAAGCGACGUUUUCGCAUAAAUAUGGACGAUCAAGUCAGUGGCGUCGACCAGCCUUUUAUCUUGCAAUCGAGUUGGCAAGUAUGCCGCAAGAAUCGCUAAUAACGCCACAUCUCGCUGAUUUCCUUGAGCAAGUAUUUGCAACAAUUCCUGAAAAUAAUGUUAAUUCAUCGUUAAAUCUUUCAAACAUGAAUCUGAAUGAAAUGAGUGAUUCUGAUGUAUCGAUUGUCGAAAUGGAUGCCUCUGUAAUUCCCCUCGAUGUUUUAUUCCAUUUGACUGUGCAGUCUUCUGCAAUUCGAUUUGAAGGUCAACAGCAGCGAACAGCUGCAGCUGAUUGUUUGCUAAAGCUUCCAUCACUAACACUGAUGGCAUCAACAAGACCGCAUUGCGAAGGAGCAAUUGGGAGGGCUGGUAGUAGUGGUAGUGAUACAGGUGGAGGUGGAAUACAUGUUGCUGCAACAUUAAGUGCUUUCUCGUUGAAUAUCUACAGUCCACAUCAACGUUCUACAGCUCAAGAUGCUCUUCUGCUAACACUUGAUCAUUUAUCGAUCCUAGCUUCGAGAAGUAAAAAUAGUCGUCUGGAAUCGGACAACAAAGUUCAGUUCGUUUUAACUGCGAAUGUUGGAUCAGCUAAUUUCAAUUAUGAUAUGCGUCGCCUUGCGGAAUUGAUUUCCUUUCCGAAACCGUGGUAUCGGCAUACUAUUGUACAGAGAUUGUUCUUCGGAGAUCAUUCCGUGAAAACUCCAACUUAUAAUACUGAGACACCGCUUGUCAUGAGUCACGUAUCAUCGAGACCACUUUCUAAUAAAGUUCCAUCAACGCAAGAGGUCCUGAAGAAAAAGGAUUGGAGUGCUGCUAUAAUAUGUGGUGUAGAAUGGAAGGAGCUCAAUAUCAGUGCGCAAAUGGCUAAUACCAUGGGCAAUACGAAAUUGAUUUUACGUGAGGGUGUUUUGCAUGGUUAUUGUCAGCUUAAUUCAAAACAAGAUCGUUCAAUUUCUAUCAAUUUCGGUUUGGAAUCAGCUGUGUUAUCAGCUUACGGGGGUGUAAUAUCAGGCGAAAUUGCUAUCACAUCUUUACACAUUGCAUGCAAAAAUCAAACAGCUGCUUUGUUAAUUAAGACACAAUUGUUUUCACAGAAACCGCCUCGAAAUUGUGCAAAGUUAGAGUUAACGGAAGUUCAAAGUCGAAUUGAAUGGAUGAGUCGACCAAUAUUCAUUGCAAAAUGCGAAAAACCAUCAGUCACGUUUUUGGAUGAAUGGAUAUCACUUUUUGACGAUGCAGGCGAGGCUGUGAAAGCAUCUGUGGCUGUCAAUAUUUCUUGUACUUGGUCAGAUUUGCAACUGAUUAUAACAAAAGUAACAGCAGAUGACCUCAUAAAGAUCGCUCAAAAAUUGCAGUCGUUCUUUCAGGAGCAGUUAACGAAUAGUCGAAUGGUAUGGGGUAUUAGAAGCUCUAUAGUAGUGGAUAAAGCUUCUCCGGAAGUUGACGAUAAGAAUUUUAUAAAUUUCACCAAAUAUCAUCAUUGGCAAUCGGUGCUCGAUAUGCUAACACAUAUUCAAUCUCGGCAAAAACUUUUACCAAUGCCAAAAAAUUCUGAUGGGAUGACCAUUGUGGGUGGUGUAUUGGAACUAUCUGGACAAAGUUUAUCUUUGGCUUGCAUGCAUGGAGAAAUGAACGCCAGUAGCUGGGCAUUGUUCCAUAUGCGGCAACCAACAAUCAUAUUUGAACCAGAAGCACGAUACAUCUUUGUUAAUGAUAGUCGAGAUGUCGGUGUGUCAGUUGCUCAACGACUUAACAUCAGGCUCGGUGAUAUGGCAUAUCAACGUGGUGAUACCGAAUGUAUGGCUAUUGUGUGUCGUGUUCAGCAGAGUAGAGGAAGUAUGGUACGGCAAAUGAGUUCAGUACUGGCAUGUCUUCAUCAUGUUAUUGGCGAUGUACUUAUGAGACUGAAAUACAUUCCGUCUAAUUUGAAUCAGCCUGCUGCGCAUCAUUCUGUGCUUCAAUUAUUCCAAUUCCCUGCAUUGGAUGCUGUCUUAUCGACGUUGCAGAAACAAGGGAUAGAAGCUGAUGAAAGGCUUCCAGCACCUGAGGUGCACAGCUCAUUCAUUUGCGAAUUUCAUGAUUCGGUAAAUGUUCAAACGGAUUUCAGUGCACAAGUCAGUUUUUUGCCCGAACUGAUCAAUACAUAUAUGAAAACUAAGACAAAGGAGGAAAAAGCUGUUGAUGUAAAUCGUGAUUUCCGUCGAUUCAUCUGUGAACGAUGGGUAGUGGACCCGAAAAUUUGCUUCAUCGAUCGUUUUAAAUGGAAUCCUCCUGUUAUCGAUGAGAUUUUGCGUAAACUGCAGAUAUUUGACCAUCGAACAACGAUACCGAAAGCAUUACAGCGCGGACUUCUCGAUCCAUGUGAUGCUUUUUUGGCGCAAAUUGAAUUAUUUAUCCUGUUGACUGUCAACAAGUCGUCUAGAAGAACAUCUUUUUAA
This is a messenger RNA of Acanthocheilonema viteae, 11007 nucleotides long. NCBI's taxonomy places the organism in Eukaryota, Metazoa, Nematoda, Chromadorea, Rhabditida, Onchocercidae. The record is from the annotation of a GenBank genome assembly.